CCUUCCCUCUUGCCAGUCCUCGCGCAAGCUGCUAGCCGUCCGUGUGUGCGUAUGUGUGUGUGUUGUUGUUGAAGCAAUGAUGGCGGCAGCGGGAUGCGGAUCAGCAACCGCGGCUGCCGGGGGAGGCCAAGGUGGAACCGCCACGGCCAGAGGUCGUUUCCCCGGUCGGCCUUGGUCAUCUCGCAGUCGUUUGCGCUCUGAGAAGCGGUGGCAACUCGGGCGGUCAGGCUUAGAAGGCGAAGAUGUGACUUGCGGAGGGCCCAGGCCCUCAAACCUGGUGGUAUCGUUAAACGAAGACCAGUCUCACUUGCGCUUACUCGGAAUAGAAGCGAGCCACAAGACCCUUGGCCAAGCUGGGUACAGCUCUAGUGGGAGCGAAGAGGUGAGGUCCCAACCCGACUCAGGAGGCGAUGACUUCAGAGGUUUUGUAGCCGAGAGAAAACGUUCCAAAGGAGCGCCUUGGUCUCGGCAUAACCCUUCCAAAGGUGAGGAUGUCAGUACAAAAUCCAAACGUCAAAGUGCGACGAAGGUACCGCCUAUUCCGCCAGCCAAGGAGGUACCUAUGUGUCCACCUGAUCCUGUGAAAGAUGAAAACUCGGCAGAGGAGAAGCAUGCCGCAUCUUCCAAAUCGGAGAAUGCUAAGGGUUCCAGGAAACGUUCUAAAGGCAAGAACACAGUGGUUCAGGAGUUGACGAAAAGUGAAGCGUUGUCACCAACGCCGAGGAUUACUAUAAAGUUGGUGGCUAAAAAGAAAACUAGAACUGUAAAGGAGCCUCAUAAAAAGUCUGUCAAGAAAAUGAAGGUAAAAGAAGCCGAGGAGCAGCCCAAAGUCGACAUCAUUCAGGCUGAACAAAUUUCCAGCGCUCAUGUCAAAUUAAAAGCUGAACCGCAUGAGGAGACUGCACACAACAAGGGUGUGGGGAUUUUACCUGCCAGAAGACGCGGACGAUCUGCUUCAAAGGGGAGAAUAUCGCCCUGCCAGCCUGCUACCGAAGUUGUUGCUGAGGACCAGAAGUCACCUGAUCAAUCUGACACUGUGAUAGAGGCUAUAAAGUCAAAGGCAAAGUUAAUAAAAGACUCUAAAGCCAAUCGAAAAGUGAUUCGGAGAAGUAAUAGAGUCACUAACCCACUCCUAAAACCUGUCUCAAACCUUGCUGCUGAACCGGAAAAUCCCAUCAAAAGUGAGUCCACUCUCAAUACAAAGCCACAAGUGUCCAGAAAAGUUGGCUUGUUGAAAAGGGGUGGACAGAGGAAAAGUAAAAGGCUUAACAAGAAGGAUACUUCAGUGCCAGAUAACCAUUCUUCAUCCUCCACAGAGACAGAUCAUUUAUCUGUGGAACCUGGUGACGGGUUACCGUCGAACGAGGAAGCUGGGGUCCCACAUUUGAAAUUGAUAAGGAUCAAAAACCCCAAAUAUGACACACACUCCAGCGGGAAAAAGUCAACUCGAAAAAAGAAGCGGAAAAAAUUCAUCUGGACUUUAUCAUUAGUUACAUUAGGAAGUCAGACCCAGCCUGCUAACAGCAUAGUCAAACCUCAAAAAAAGAGGGGACCUGAAGUAGAUCUGCCCGUUCUGUGUGAGAGUGCUGUUGACACCAGUCUGACAGUAGUAGAACAUCUUUCACAAGUAGACAACUCCGUUCCACCGGAGAGUAAUAAAACAGACAGCUACGAGAAAGAGAGCCAAAAAGAAGCUGAUGUGACCAGUCAGAAAAAGUCCACAUUGCAAGAGAAACUUACAGCAGGAGGCGAAAAUGAAAGUUGUCAUCAAGAAGUCAAAAAUUUGGAGUGUGGGAAAGUCCCACCUCUUCAGAUAAAAAAGCUUUCUUCUCCUGGCAAACAUAAAAAGUCCAAGGCAUCCUUUUUGGUUCAGCAAGUCAGCCCUGUGCCUGAAAAUAAAGACCAUGCUCCUAAAGAAGGCAAUAAAGUUCAAGAGGAAAAAGUUUUGUUGGAUGUGGAGGUCCAGCCCACCAGGAAACUUCGGAGCAGAACGGCAAGCCUUGAGUCGCCUCAAAAAAAGCGACGUAAACCCACGACGACUCCAACAAAGCGGAGGUCCAGAACGAGUCCUGUGGAGGAAAAAACACCACAGGUGGAAAUUGAAUCUCCUGCUCAUGAGUCCAGUGCGCAUGUUCUCCCUGAAAAGUCCUCAGAGGAAACCAGCAAUAAAGCCUCUGAUAUUCCUGCGAAGGAUUCCACAGAGGUAACAGAUGAUCCCUUACCGGUGCCUGAUGAAGUGUCUCCGCUGAAGACGACAGAGAAUGAGGUCGAGCUACAAAUGAAUGAGGACAAACCAUUGUCCGUGCCUUCGAAACCUAGGAGACAUCGAAAUAGUAAAUCAGGGAAAAGGAGGUCCGCUAAAAAGAAGAAAGCUGCUGUUACUCAAAAAAGCACCAUUGAUGUAGAGUUGGCCGCUGUUGAAUCUGCUGGCACAGAGUCUAUCUUUCAGGAUGAUAGUCAAGCUUUAGAAACAGAAGCAAGUCUACCUAAUGUUGUAGAAGAAACCGUCCAGCCUGAGGCCGUAGAAGAAAAUGUCCAGCUCCAGGCCGUAGAAGAAAGCAUCCAGCAUCCUGAGGAAAAUGAGGUCACUGUAUCAGUGGAGGAAGAGCAGAAACCAGCAUCGGUAAAGGAGGAAACAGACAUCCAGUUAAUAGAUUGUCAGCAGUUGGUGCCUUUAGAAAGUCAAGGAAGUGACCCAAACACUUUGUGUUUACCAAAGAAAUCCAGGAAAAAAGUAAAAAAGAGGCGGAAAAAUUUAAUUGGACAGCGUCAGAAGCACAAACACAGGAACACGGAUGGAAAGUUUGCUCCACUUAAAUCAAAAAAUCAGGGAACAAUUGAAGAGGAUGCUGACAUUUCAAUCCAAUCAGAAGUAGGCGCUUCUCCCACAGUUGGUACAGAUACUAAACUAGUUGGUGUGCAUAAAAAAUAUAAAAAGAGACCUUCUGGUAUUAAGUUACACUCUAAAAGCCCAGAGUCUAUCCUUUCUACGCUGAUAGAAAUAGGGCUUGACAAAGACAGCGACAGUUUGAAACAGGAAGAAAUGGAUUCGAUAGUGGAUGGGUCACGACCAGAUGGUGAUGACCAUCCGCCUGGCAAAACAAAGUUUGUAAAAAACAUAAAACACUUCAUAAUGCCCGUUGUAAGUGCUAGAUCCUCUCGAGUGAUCAAAACCCCACAACGAUUUAUGGAUGAUGUUGGAAUGUCCGUGUUGCCACGGAGGAACUCCCCAAAGAAAGGCUUGCAACUAGGCUUGCAAAUACGCACUGGAAAGAGGCAAGAUGACGAGCCGGGCCAAGCCAUCUCCCCCAUCCUACCUGUUGACGAGGAGGACAUAUUGAGAGAAGCUCAGUUGGAUCUGGAUCUGUUUUCAUCUGACGACCUGGAUGACACCGCUGACAUAACUGACCUUUUUACGGAGACAAAAAGCGACAAAGAGGAAAAGAAGAUCUCUAUUCAGAAGGGUUCCAAUUUCAAGUGGGAUCUGCCUCCAGAGUUGACUGAGGAAAUCUUUACACUGGACAAAACUCCCGAGGACAAAUGUGAAGAUCUCUUUUUAUCUCUACCGGUUGAUAAACCCAGAGAUUGUCUAUCUACUGGCCUUUUGGAUGCUCAAAAAAAGAAGUCACCUCUUAAGUUGAACAAGCAAGCAGCACACUUUAAAAUUUAUCAACGACUGAACAAGUUGCACAAAGGACUUCCCCCAAGCAAAAGUGCAGCAGAAAUGGAAGGUUUAAGCAAAACUCUGCAGCCACCUGUUGAUUUAGCGGAAGGACUUGACGAUGAGGCCAUGAGCAUUAGCUUGAGGCAACGCAGCACAGACAGUGCAAAGGAAAAAUCCAAGCUCAAAAUAGAAGACAUUGACUCACCUGGAGUUGUUAGAAAGGUUUGCAUAAAAGAUACCAAGUCCGGGUUGCUCACCUUUCAUAGUGCGGAUAAAGAGGAUUUAGUCGGGAAAGAGAGUGUCAAGCUUCACUCAGCCGAGCCUCAGCCUGGACAGCAGUCAGGUGCAGGCGAAGUCGACUAUCCUGCAUCUGUGGGGAAAGGAGCUUCGCAAAGGGCACGACUUACUGGUGCCAAUAAAAGAAUGUUGAACCUCCUCAGAAAAGCGAAAGCUCAGCUCAUGAAAAUUGACCAGCAGAAACAGAUGAAGUCAUCUGGGCUGUUAUCUGGCCCAACUGGUGUCCGAUCGAGAAAGUUGACCUCUAAGAGACAAAAAAGGAAGCAAAGGAUGCAGCUUGAUACCGAUGUUCCAAUCAAGACAGAGCCACCUCAAGGACAACCGCAGCUCAUCUCCAUGCUGUGCCAAGAGUUUCGCCAAGCAGGAGGUCCACGCAUAAAGCACGUCUGCAGAGCCGCUUCCGUGGUGCUUGGACAGCCUCGGGCCUUGGUACCAGAUGACAUUCCCAGGCUCAGCGCUCUGCCUCUGCACGAAAGAACAGGCAUCUCUCCUUCAGCUGUCACAAAGGAUAUUGCAGAUGGCUCUCAAUCAGAAUCGGACAGCCCCGACUUCUCAGACUCAAAAGUCACUAAGGUCAAGAAGGCGUCGAGUUUCAUAAAACGAAAAGGACUUGGGCCGUUCGGUUACCGCUCUCGCAGGUGUGGUGUAUGCAAAGGCUGUCAUCAUGAGGAGGAUUGUGGGACUUGCAUCAACUGCCUUGACAAACCCAAGUUUGGUGGUCCCAACACCAAGCGACAGUGCUGCGUGUACAAGAAAUGUGAUCAGAUUGAAGAGAGAAAAGCACGACGCAUAAGUGGAAGAACAGUACCCAAAGGUUCCAAACGAAGGCGACCCUCUUUCAGUGGCGGGCAUUCAAGUAAUGAUGAAGGGAUGGAGGGCGUGGCAGACUCGCCGUCUGGUCUCCAUGGUGACAGUCCAUCUGUGAGGAAGCAGCCUAAGCGUGUCGUGAAACCACGUGUCUACUUCGACCUGAUGGACUAUGAUUCCGAUCUGGAUGAAAAGACAUUCAGCUCAGCGUCACCUGCAAAGAAGAGAGGUAACGGACCUCGUUUGAGUCCAGACUUUGUUUCACUGGACGGAUUCCUUGGAGAUAUAUCAGAUGAUGAGACCCGGCAUCGAAAAUCCUGUUCACACCGUGUGCCAUCUGUUCGUCGUAAACCCGAUAAGGGUAUGUCAUCACAGGCUUCUUUUGAGGAGACACCACCAAGUGUCCUGGCUGCCUUGGCUAAUGGAUUUGAACAGAGAGAGGUUGAGUCUUCCAAACCCACCCAUAAAAUACGGGUUGACUUCAAGGAGGACUGUACCUUGGAGAAUGUGUGGAACAUGGGUGGUUUAAGUAUCUUGACCUCUGCACCCAACAUGCCACCGUAUGUGUGCCUCCUCUGUGCCAGUAAAGGACAACAUGAGAUGUUGCAUUGCCAAGUGUGCUGUGAGCCCUUCCACUGGUUUUGCCUUGAAGAGGUGGAGCGCCCCUCAGUGGAAAACAAAGAAAACUGGUGCUGUCGUCACUGCAAGUUUUGCCAUGUGUGUGGCCAGAAAAACAAGCAGUCAAAGCCGUUGUUGCAGUGUGAAAGAUGUCAGAACUGCUAUCACGCUUCCUGUCUCGGACCAAAUUAUCCAAAACAAAACAAGAAGAGGAAGGCGUGGGUUUGUAUGACAUGCAUCAGGUGUAAGAGUUGUGGGGUCACGCCAGGAAAGAGCUGGGAUAUAGACUGGAACCACAAUAAAGGACUAUGUCCAGACUGUUCAAAUCUCUAUGAACUAGGUAACUAUUGCCCGAUUUGCUUCAAGUGCUAUGAGGACAAUGACUAUGACAGCCAGAUGAUGCAGUGUGGCACAUGUAACCACUGGGUACAUGCCAAGUGUGAGGAUCUAACAGAUGAACUGUAUGAGAUCCUGUCCAGUCUACCAGAGAGUGUGGUGUAUUCCUGUCGGCCAUGCAGUGUGACUCAGCCCAGUGCCUGGAGAGAACUUCUCUACAUCGAGCUUCGAUCCGGGGUGGAGAAAGUUCUAGCUUGCUUGCUGUCUUCCACCCUCACCCAGCAUCUUGUUACCUGCUCACAGUGUGAAAAGUCAGUGGACCCUGACAGUGGAAUAGAAGGACAACCAGCUUGUGACCUUCGAGCUGUAGGCAAGAAGUUUGACAAAGGCCUUUAUACCACGUUGAAAAUGUUCCAUGAAGAUGUGGUUCAAGUGGUACGAAAGCGACUUGAACAAGAAGAUGACCUUCCAGAAGAGGAAAGACCCACUGCACUGGCACGCUCAUACUAUUUAAAGCUACUUGAAGAAGUCUUUAAUUGGUUUAACAGUCAAGACCCAAAAGUGUGGAACCCCCGUACUAAAGGACUGCCUAUGGGGAUGCUGUCACAUGCUGUUCAUCCUCCCACCCAUGAGCAUGUUUAUGCCCAGUGGCAAGAGAGGAACAAACUCCUAUCAAGGUCGCCUCUGGAACUCCUACAAGAGGAUAAUGAACAUACUUUAUUUGAAACAAAAGAAGAGAUGACUACUCCAAUGUCUACAGAGCCAACCAGCUGGAACCACACAAAGAACCGCAGGGACUUCAGGCACAAAUCGAAAGGGAAAAAAGGACGCCUGCAGAAAGCAGAUCCAGACACUGGUUGGUCGAAAGAUGAUGAGAGACAGUGCUCCUUGUGCCAAAAAUACGGAGAACGUAAACCUAAUGACGCCGGUAGGUUGUUGUACCUGGGCCAAAAUGAGUGGGCACAUGUCAACUGCAGUCUAUGGUCAGCAGAGGUGUUUGAAGAGGAUAAUGGCUCUCUACUACAUGUACACAGUGCGGUCACAAGGGGUCGCUUGAUGCGUUGUGAACGCUGCAACCAGCCGGGCGCCACAGUAGGCUGCUGCUUGACUUCCUGUCAGAGCAACUAUCACUUUAUGUGUGCCCGCUCCCGUCACUGUGUGUUCCAGGAGGAUAAGAAGGUCUACUGCCACAAACACAAACAUCUAAUCAGUGGAAAGGUGAUUACCGGUCAAGAGUUCGAAGUCAAUCGACGAGUGUAUGUGGAUUUUGAAGGCAUCAGCCUCCGCAGGAAGUUUUUAACUGGACUGGAGCCUGAGUUAAUAAAUGUCAUGAUUGGAUCACUACAGAUUGAUAAACUUGGUGUCCUGUCAGAACUUUCAGCCAACAAAGGAAAGUUGUUUCCUGUGGGAUUUCAGUGUUCACGAUGGUACUGGAGCACGGUCAAUCCAGUGCAAAAAUGCAAAUACACAUGCAAAGUCCGCGAAGUUCAACCUUUAAUACCAGAGAAACCUGAUGAAGAAAUGCCUGACCAAGGAGAUAAUCACACCAUUGAGCACAACCCAUGUGCAUUACCAGAAUCUGAGUCUCAAAAGACCGAUGCAUCAGAAUCACAUCCUCAACCUGAGGAACUGCCUGUCAGGGUUCCAUCCACAAAAUCAGACCAUGGGAUAAAGCCAAAGAUUCCCAGCUAUCCUCAAACCAGGAGACCAGCUGGAGGCAUGUCCAGACCUUUGCCAUCGCCAGGAGCAAUCACAACAAAACCUCACCACAUACUAACAGUAAGCGAUCUGGAGGAGACCCGCAGGGCUAGGCGCCACAACCCUCACUCACAGACAGCAGGCCUGCGUGGUAACAUGUCUCCUCCUCUGGGCCCCCCAACUGGACCAGUCACUCUCCGUGCGGGGAAAGCUUCCAUUUCCACUUCCCCGCUGUUUCCAAGUGCUAGUUCAGACAACCUGAUGAAUUCAGCCCGUCCAGUUGGAGGCAGAAGUGCUUCCUCAGUUCGUUGCACUGGUAACGCAAAUACCCAUUGUGCCUCGUCUUUCUUUCCUCAGUCUCCCUGGCAGGACAGUACAGAAACAUUUCCACCUCCAAGUCUGUCGCUGUCUUCAUCAAUACACAAUUUACCCAGGACUAGAUUGUCUUUUGAUCUAGGCCAAUCCGAUUCUGUUGAGGUACCGCACAACUUCUUAGCAUCUCCAGAGCCGGAAGAUGUCUCUCCAGCAAAUGGCACUUCACCCCAGGGUGGUGAACAGAAGGAUGAAGGGGAAUUUCCCUACAAUCCAUUCCACAAGGAUUCCAGUAUGGCUCUUGGCCAGGAGAUUGAAGAGACACUCCUAAAUGAAGUUGUGGCUAUGAACUGUGGCGGACAAAUAGUGGUGGAAGGAGACGAUCAAGAGGAAUUUUGGGGAAGAGCCCAAGAAGUACAGAAAAGAAAGUCCCUUGUUGCCAGUUUGCCACGGUCAGCAGCCUCAGGCAGGGCUGACUUGGAGAACACCUCCUCUGAUGAUGAUAUGGAGCAUUAUUUUGACUUCUCACGCACUAUUGUUAGCUGUCCAGGGUCUAAAGAUCAUUCCAAGUCUCCCACAUCUGCCUCCUCCCGGAACGUGGCUCAACUUGAUGGUGUGGAUGACGGAACAGAGAGUGAUGCAAGCAUCUCAACAAGUGAUGAUUCCCAGAAAGUCCGGGCUUCCGGUAAAUCUCUGAUCCCAGCCAAGAACCUAACUAACAGUGUGGUCCCAAAAAUUCUUAAUCAGACCCCCAAAUUGUCACCCAAAGACAUUCACAAAGAGUCCUCUUCUGUGAGCAUCUUAUCUGCAGUCCAUAACCCUAAUGGCAUGGGUUUGGUCCCUCCACACAAAGCGGAAUGCUCUGACACAAAGCAGGAAAAUAUGCAUCCUACAAAUGAGGGUCUGCCGGACUUACUGACAAAGAUGACUAAAAACUCCUCUUCUGAAGGGAGUUUACAGAGUUCCUGUCUAGAACCUGCCUCUGGAAUACCAAUUGUUCUUGAGACGCAUGACACAGCCCCACAUUUGAGAGGGAUGGUUGCUGUUUUAGAGGCCACACAAAUGCAGUCCCAGCAGACUGAACAUUCAAAACCUCCAAAAUCUGACAACAGUCACGUGUCUUCAGCUGAGGCCUGUACUGUGUUAGUUAAUCAUCUAACUGGUAACUCGGUGGAACCUUCCUUAGCAGAUUCAGCUGACAAUGCUCAGGGUUUGCUGCAGGGUUUUCUUCAAUCCUCCCCCUUAAUAUCAACAGAUGUGCAAUGCCCUUCUCAUGGACUUUCAGAAUCUGUGCAGAUGUAUUCCUGUUUGCCUGGUUUCACCCAGCCUACAGUCUCAAGUAUUACACUACAUCCAGUAACCUCAUCACAGGACUCAGCUUUUGUUCAAGUGGAUUCUUUAUCUACCAAACUAACCACCCCAAGUCCUGUUGGAGACCUGACACAGACUCUGUUAAAUGAGUCACCUCAAAAUAAUCCAUUGCUAUCAGAAACAUGUGUUCAUCCAGAAACCUUUGGUAACAUUUCAAUACCCAUGCACUCCACACAAACACAGCCAUUACGUUCAACAGCGGUCACCAUUCUUUCUUCUGCUUCGGUAACUUUUCCACCUGGACUCACUACAACUGUCCCUGCUUCAAUCCAAACCACCUCAGCCCCAAUAAUGUUAAAUGGCUACAGCACUUCAUCCACACAGAAGGAUGCUUCAUCUGGUCACACAAUCUCAAUUAACUUUUCUACCCCAAGACCCACUUUAGAACCUCAGCAUCCAGUCUUGUCACAGGCUUUGCCUGGCCACGCCAUUCUUACUGUGAAGGAAGUGGGAGGUCCAAAUGUUGACCCUACUCCGCAUGUCCUGUUGGUGAACCGUCUUGGGCAGAUUUUUGUGAAGAACCCAGAGAGCAACACAUUUCAGCUGCCUAAUCCAAAUUCCUCAUCCUUUAACUGCGUCACUCAGAUUGCCAGUCUUUUGCAAAGCAAUGCACUAUCAGCCACGCUAGCAGCAGCUGGUAACCUGUCUUCUCCACCUCCUGCUACAAACAUGAUGUCAACCACAUCCGGGCAAGCUACUCCUCCAGAUCAGAAUCCCACCACGAUUACCCAGCUGCUUACUCACAAUACCAAUGGGGCAUUGUCAUCGGUUAAUGUAAAAAAGCCAAGGAAGACUGCAAAAACACCCAAAGAUGAAACCGCUCCAGAAAAGAACAAGCCAAAGAAGAAAAAAGAAUCGAGUGCGUCGAAAAAAUCCAAGUCAUCCAAGACUGUUGGGCAGUCUACUUUGUCACCUAAGAGUUCUAACAUAUCUCCUGCAGAGAGCGCCGAAGCAAUUAUCAACCAAGCAAUGGCAAGCAACUACACCCCCAAGUGGAGCGGGCUUCGGACGCUUAGCCCUUCCUCUGUGGUUUUGCCCCUUGGCCUACUCAUUGAACCUGAAUCUCCAGCACCAUGUCCCAAACCAGCACCUCAUCCUGCUUCCUGCCCUCGCACUCAUGUCCGCAUGAAGCGAGUAUCUUCGCUUUCAGACCGUAUUGUUACCAAGAAGUCUAAAGUGGAUUUCCUUCCUUCUGAACUGACCAGUGAGGACGAGAACAAGCGACCAAACGUUCCGAGUGCGUCCAGCAGGGCCUCUGGAGUUCGCAUCAAGGCUCCAACUGUCAAAGGAGUACUCAACUUGGAUGAGUUGAAGCAGGAGCAUCUAAGCGAUUUUGAAAGCUCUGAUUCUGAACCGUGGGAUGGUCUGCCUUGGGGUGAACAUGGCAAGCAGCAGGCUUGGGAUUCAGUGGGACACAGUUCUCUCAUUGACUGGAAGAAAUACUCUGGUUCUACCUCCACUUCAGAUGAUGAAUCAUCAACAUCUGAUGAUGACAAAGAAUGUUUACCAAACAAAGAUCAGCCACACUUGCGAUUCGAGAUAAGCAGUGAUGAUGGCUUCAGUGUCGAGGCAGACACUAUUGAGGUGGCCUGGAAAGCAGUAAUAGAUGGGGUUCAGGAAGCGCGAGCAAUGGCAAAGUUGAGACCUCUGGCUUUUCAGAGAAUGACCGGCGCCCGAAUGCUUGGUCUGGUCCACGAUGCUGUGGUCUUCUUGCUGGAGCAACUUAAAGGAGCACAACACUGUCAACAUCACUCCUUCCGUUUCUUCAAGCAGUUCAGCCCGGAAGAUGACUUGCCUAUCAAUUCCACUGGCUGUGCCCGGUCUGAGCUAUACCUUAGGAAGUCAACAUUUGACAUGUUCAACUUCCUGGCAUCUCAGCAUAGGCAGCUUCCCGACAUUGGGCCUUAUGACGAUGAGGAAGACGAUGUUCUUUUAAAGUCCACAAGACGGGCCACUAGUUUGGAGUUGCCAAUGGCUAUGCGCUUCAGACACUUGGAAAGGACAUCGAAAGAAGCUGUUGGCGUGUACAGGUCUGCUAUCCAUGGGCGUGGACUCUUCUGCAAGAGAAACAUUGAAGCAGGCGAGAUGGUGAUUGAGUACGCUGGCACUGUCAUUCGAGCUGUGCUCACUGACAAAAGGGAGAAGUACUACGAUGGCAAGGGUAUUGGCUGUUACAUGUUUCGCAUCGACGAUUUUGACGUGGUGGACGCAACCAUGCACGGCAACGCGGCAAGAUUCAUCAACCACUCGUGUGAGCCCAACUGCUACUCCCGAGUAAUCAAUGUUGAGGGCCGCAAGCAUAUCGUCAUCUUCGCUUUGAGGAAGAUCUACAGGGGAGAGGAGCUCACGUAUGAUUACAAGUUUCCCAUCGAGGACGCCAGCAACAAGCUCAAUUGUAACUGUGGGGCGCGGCGAUGUCGGCGCUUCCUCAACUGAGAGAUUGCUCGUUUGAUACGGAAUUAAUCUCGUUAACUAGAAAGCCUUUAAUUAAGGUGGCACUGGAUGCAGCUCCAAAAUGUGGAAGGCACUAAGCACAGCAUAGGAAUUAGCCACUACGGAGACUAGUUGACAGUGUUCGAUGUGCGGGGAACCAGAAGAGCAUAUCUGACGCUGACACGUGUUUGAAAGCUCCCCUUAAGGCUGCCUUGUCAUAUACACCUGGUUCAGCAGGGUCGCCACACGAGAGAACACAAUAAUUUCUAAAGCAGUAUGAUGUUCGGGCAGGGGCUCCAAGUUCACUGUGGAUGACCCCAACCACAUUUCUUCGACAUACGUCAAGCCUUAUCUGUUGCUGAAAUUGUAAUACUCUGCUUUGACAGAUUCCUUAUAAUUUAGUCAUUUCUGGAGGAGGGGUUAUCUUUCUUUAGCACCUGUGUAAUCACAUUGUUGCCCCAUUUGUGUUGUGGUGAGGUCAGUUCUUGAGCCAUAUAUUCACCUUAACCUUAUUUUACGUUCUCUUAUGGUGGACACUUUCUUUUAUCGAUUUUAUUUUAUUUUUUUCAGAAUCAGAAGAUAACCAUGGUGCUAACAUUGCUGUCUAUUUAACAUCUUUGACUGAGAUGUCCUACCAGAUCAGGGUUUGUUUGGCUGCCCUGCUAUGUUAAAACUAAUGCACUCUAGCAGUACUUAACUUUUGUUUUAGUCAUCGCCUUCUGUUUUAGGUUCAAAAUUGAAAACAAAAAAUGCAUCUUUGAGAACUAUAUUUUUUGAUGCAUAGAAUAUGUAUCAACCCACCCAUACCAAAAAGUAAGAGUAAUGAAUCCCAAUUUUUAAAGUUACCGGUAAUGUUUUAUUCCGCUCGUGGUUGCUGCUGUUUGCGGAUCCUAAUAGGACUUUUUGGUGGCCCUCGUAAAUUAACAGCUCGCAAAUUUCCUGCUACUGUUGAAUUCUAAAUCAGGGAGAGUGCUGGUGUAAAUUGCCACUGAGCGUGUGCAUUUAGCUCCUGCACCAGGCUUGUUGUGAACAGCGCACUAGAUGCAGCACUUGGGAUCACAAGCCUUCGUUAAGUCAAAAAUGAUAUUGAAUUGUUGUUCUUAGUCGAUGUUAAGUACUGUCAUUAAUACGGUUAAUUGAAUUCACACUGUUAAGAAAUGAGUCGUGAUAUUUAUUCAAGUUUUUGAUUUUUACAUUUAUUGGUGGAAAGUUUGCUCUUUGUAUAAAUGGUGGCGGAUGUACAGCUUCAUUUGUAGUGCCCUUUUGUUUACAAGUGAUGUCCUUUGUUUCACCGAUUUACUUGAAUUUUUCCUUUGAAGCAAUCGUGUCAUACAUUCAUGGCCUUUUUUGUGACCGGGAUUGUUUGGAAUUAGGUAUUUUUAAAUAUUUUUUAAUUUAAUUUAAUUUUUUUUGUUGUCACGGUAAAUAACUGACGGUCUUAGAAUUAAAAGCAAGCACUGUUUGCCUCUUUAAACUCAUGAUGAUAUUUCCCUGCCCUUGUACCUUAUCUCUCCAAACAUAUUUUCAAUGGGAUCAUAUUUGUUUCUACUUUUGAAUUCUGUCAUUUUGCAUGUCCAAUCACUGGGAUGGAGCCCAGAUUAUUUAGUGUCAAUCACCUGGCUGGCAACAACAACAAAAAACAGAGUCACUCCCAACUCAUUGCAAGGAUUCUACCUCAGCUGUUUAGACAGAUGUUUGGGAAUACUGAUGCAAAAACAGGAUAACUCGGUUUUAAUGUCUGCAGAGCUGGUGUAUGUUUGCGAGUAUGUCUGUUUGUGUUGUUUUAGGUGCGUGUGUGUUUGCAAUGAAGGAUGCAAAGCUCUGGUCAAACCUGUAAAAAAAAAAAAAAAAUCCAGUUGAUCUUGCCCAAAUCUGUUCAGAAAGCUAUGUUAUAUUAUACACACAAAUAUAUAAAUAUAAAUAUAUAUAUAGUAGGGUUAUUUUAAAGUAAGUGUAAAAGACAAAAAUGAGAAAAUAUGUGAUCUUUAAAUUUAUGUCUUUGUUACCAUGUACAAAUAAACCCUGAGUUUGUAAAUAUUUGUAUACGUAUUUCUAAACCGGUU
Molecule: messenger RNA, 13599 nt
Organism: Nerophis lumbriciformis (worm pipefish)
Lineage: Eukaryota; Metazoa; Chordata; Actinopteri; Syngnathiformes; Syngnathidae
Gene: kmt2bb
Product: lysine (K)-specific methyltransferase 2Bb
Biological process (GO): positive regulation of DNA-templated transcription
Cellular component (GO): nucleus; histone methyltransferase complex
Molecular function (GO): zinc ion binding; protein binding; DNA binding
Source: RefSeq, a predicted model, not a curated record